GCUGUCUUCACUGAGUUGUCUUGCGUUCAAAGGUGAGGUUGUAAUCAAGAUCAUGGAGAUGGAGAUGCUUACAAUCCAUAGGCCAAGAAAACGGCGUGAAAUUGUGUGCAUCGUUUUGCUGGUACUGGUGGUUGCAGUUGCAGGAUUUUUGAUUGGAUAUUUCGCUGUGAAGAAUGUUACUGAAGACGGGGUGAAGUGUCAAUCCAAUGACGGCGACAAGCCUAAACCGACAUUUCCUACAUCCAAUAAGGAAAAAUACCACAAGAUGUUUCAAGAUGAGAUAAAGGCGAAGAAUAUCGAGCACAACCUCAAGUAAGAAACAUUUCAAUAUUAUUUGGUGAAGGCAAGGUAUUUGCCACUAGGUUUUUAUCUGUCUCAGUGCAACCAAAACUUCGUAAACUUCCACCUGAAGGAAAGACAUAUUAUUGUACAGGUGAAUUCGUGCAUCGUGUAUAGAUGCUUUUGUCAUACAAGAUACUCAUUCACGACGAAGACUGAGCUUAAAGUCAGAGUUUAACAGAUAUGCUUUUCUAUUUUCUUGGAGCUUCAUUUUCGCAGCUCUCGCCCUUACACUUGGAGGUCAGGCUAUCUUAAUAGCACGCAAAUUAUGUCAAUUAAUGUUGGCGGGUACUCUUUGGCAGUCUAAACUCAAAAUAUUUAUGUGAUAGAAUGAAAAUACAAUUGUUUACAUUUCUUGUCUUUUUGAGUAGAUCAGAGAUUAAUUUAUUGAACACAUAUCCUUAAUAAAAAUGAAAGUGUGCAUGAGAUUGUAUUCUGUAAAGUAGCUCCAACACUUGUUCAACACUUUUUUUCCCUUAAAAAAACUCGCAAACAAAUAGAUGAGGCUCUCAAAAAUGGAUUACACUGCACAUGUCAAUAAUUUGGCUUUUUUGGAGGUUUUAAAUGUUUUGUUGGCUAUGGCAACGUGUACUUAGAAAACACAGAAGACAUUUUAUUUAUUUCCAAAAUGUUUCUUUUCUUAUAAUUUUUUUCUAGAUAAAAAGAAACAACAAAUAAACAAAAAAUACAAAUAAGGCAAAGCAAGGAACUUACCGCAAACUAAUAAAAAAAAUAAAUAGGUCGUUAUCAUGCAAAUAUUGUUAUCGGAAAUAUGUUAGAGCCCGGUCACAAUACCUUUCGCCGCAUUACAACUGCAACCAUAAGAAAAUUGGUACUGAGACGAGACCGGCCAGUUCUUGGCGAGGUAACCACGACAUGCAGCCUUAGCCCAAUUCAAUACGGGCAAGUAACAGGUCCCUGCCCCCAUAAAAGAUUUAUAGACCACACCAUAGGGUUCGAACGAUCCUUGAAGCUUGUUUGCUUUAAAGUGACACCAAAAAUAGCUGAAAUCGUGCUUUUGUGAUCACCCACACGGUAAAGAUAUUUAUUGAAAAUAGAAUCCACUCUGGAGUCGCUUAAAAGUACAAGUUUUUUUAUUUGGUUUUAACCGUCAUUAUUCUAACAUCCAAAAUUUUAUCACACUCUGUAAUCUUUGUCCAGAGUCUGUUAGGAAAGAGUUAAAGACUGAUGUGAUUGUUUUUACAGACGAUAAAGGCACGUUAACACCUGUCACACGAGCUACUGAGCUUCCAGCUUCGCACAGAGUACAGUGUUUGAAUAUCAAAUAGAAUUAGGUUCGCGUUAAGAGUCGGACUUGACAUGUACAUGCAAAUGAUUUUCAUCAAUAAAAUUAAAUUGGCUCAUUUGAAGUUCGACAUAUAAAACGGUCCUUAACUAUCGAGUCUACUGUCUUUUCCUUCACCUUAUUUUUCUUUUGUCGUUUCAGAUUUUAUACCUCGCAGCCUCAUAUUGCUGGAUCUAAACGCCAACAUGAUCUUGCAUUACAUUUAGCUGACAAAUGGCGCACCUAUGGAUUUGAUAAGGUAGAAAUGCCUGAGUAUAAAGUGUUACUUUCUCUUCCUCAAGAAGACAAACCUAACAAAGUGGAACUUAUCAGCAAUGGCACAACUCAAUUUACGAUACUGGGAAAAAUAAAGGUACGUUGGGUUCAUUCUAUAACGUACAAUGUAACUAUAAUAUUCUUUUUUAGUCCACCGCGACAUGCAAAAACAAAAAAACAAACAAACAAACAGACAAAAAAAGUUGGUUUAAUUGUUUUUGUCUUGGUUUGUUUGUUCCUUUUGUUAUUAUAAAAGAUGCAUUUAAAUUCUUGGAUCAUUUUUUCUAAAAUCGUUGCUGCCGACAGGCCUUAUUCAAAACACCAUAAUUAUACUCUUUGCUUUCCCUUUAAAAUAGCGCAAAAGCACUCUUUUCAAUUUUCCCUGGGACUUACAGUCAUCUCGAGAAUAUGACCUAUUUCAGGUGUUUGGAGAUAUAUUCCUUGUUUUGUAACCGCAUUGAGGUUUCUCUUACUGUCACGUGACUUUGGCUGAACUAUCACGAGACGAGUGUAAAUCUUUCUUAGGCUCAACUAGGUUGACAUCGGGGUGAAAUCAGAAUAACUUCCAUGAAACCUUUGAUUACUGCUGUUUAUAUAUUUUCGCCGCAAAAAGUUCUACCAGAAAGGGUCGCUUUAAGAUUUGGCACGAUUCACCUCUGACUUGUGGAAAUUGAGAGCCGUUAUGGUUCGUAGUUUCACGGGUCUCUGAGCUGACGCUUCCAGGCAAUUGAAAUUGAACAAGGUCCAUAAUGAAUUAGAUUACUUUCCGGGAAUACUUAGACUACCCUCGCCCCUCUCUCCUUUCAUGAGUCAAUUGCCUAGCUCCUUCCUCUUUGACAGACAUGCAUACCUAUGACUGGCUUUGCAAAAUAACAUACUGACCGAGUAGUGUCAUAAUGGGAACUUGAAAGAGCUCCUGGCCAUAAAAUCAUGGUAUUGUACUUUAUGAUCAUCAUAUCGGCUCAUGUAAUUACUUUUAAUGGUGAAACCUCAACCAAUUCAUAAAAAAAACGUGUUAUGAUAAUUAUGAAUAUCUUACGCUAUCUUUUUCUUUACUCAGGUUAAACCAGAGCCUUCUGCAAACGAAACUUAUGACUAUUUUCCGUAUUUCGGAUAUGCUCCAAAUGGGACUGUUGAGGGCGAACUUCUUUACAUCAAUCAAGGUUCACUGAAGGACAUCAGUUUCCUGCGGAGUCAUAAUAUAUCUGUAAAGGAUAAAAUAGUGAUUAUCAGGGGACAGUUCGCAUCGGUAGGUAAACUUCAAUAGCACACUCUGGUGGAGCGCUUCAUGUCGAACAGUAAAAUUCCUUAUUGUAGUGCCCCUGAAAGUAGGAUCUCACCAAGAGUUGCGAUCAAAUUUCACAAUUCUUUAGUAAAUUCCCUCAUCAAUGACCCUACGAAAGUAACUACUCGGCUUCGAAAGUAGCGCCCUCAACAGUUAUUUCCUCAGUUACCAAAAAAUCGCGAACUUUUACGUAUACAAAAAAAUAUGUGAGGCUUAUUUUCGGUGUGAAAUCUAAUUACAAGUUUUAAUUAGCAGUAAGGAUCGAACUUGUUAUCGUAAAAUUCUUUUUAACGGGAUAUUGAUUGAGUUCGUUGAGGUUACGGGAUAGAGAAAACUUGCAGAUCGCGGGCUGGGAAAAAUUCAUAUUAGCGUUCUUGAGGACAGAUCAAAAUCAGUCUGCCUGCAGACAUCUCCCACCAAAUUUUAGAUAACAAACCCUUAACCGCAAUAACAACAAAAAAACAAACAAAUUUGAGUCGUUAAGUAUUACUUACUCGUUUAGAAUAAUUCCAAUCAAUAACUAACAAGCAACUAAGCUUUCUGUUGCCUCUCCGCAAGUGUCUGACUUAGGAUGGUCACGUGAUCUCAAGACCAUGUUGUCUUCUGUCAUCGUGGAAUGUGGAAAGUAAAUCGUAGCCCCCAUAUAUAUUCACGGUCAUGAGCAAGCGUCUAAUAUAAGUAGCCUGUUUGCUGUUUGUUAGUUUGUUUUACCAUUUAACUUCCGCGUUUCCGGGUAGAUUAUCUUGAACUACUCUCAAACUUUCUCCCAUGGUUAGUCUUGGACUAGUGUUGCAGCUUAACCACAAAAUAAAUCUGUAGGAGACACAGUACAUGAUGCUUUUCAUGUCAAUCUACCAAUUAGAAUUACAGUAUGAAUAUUAACUUGAAAAUUUCGAAUAAAUCGUUUCAAUCAGUACUUGACCGAGCAAACCCUUGUUUCUUGAUCACCAGAUAAGUGUCGCUGCAGCGUCUGGUGCUAUUGGAGCCCUUGUCUUCAUAGAGCCCAAAUCCGGACACAGUCCAAAUGAAAGCUACCCUUACACACCCUGGACGUCAGGCGAAGCCAUAAUGGAAAGGCCGAUGGCGCAAAAUUUAGGAGAUCCACUGACACCUGGAUUACCAGCCAUCGACGACAUGUACCGUGGGCCUAAGAACCUUACAAACUUUGCCUCAAUACCUACACAGCCGAUUUCAUACAAUGAUGCAAUGCAUUUGCUGAAACAUCUUAAAGGUAAAUACAUUAUAUUGAGAAAGAUGUUUAUUCAGUCAGUAACACAGGCGGCUCGGAUGAAAAAAUCCGAAUACUCCUCCCAAUGGAAGUCGAACCUAUGACCUCUAGGUACUAGAAAAGAUGCUCUACCACUGGACUGGAAUGCUGAUAUGUGCUUAUACGAAAAGAUAGAAAUGUGAUGGUGAAUUUUAAGCCUGAUGAAUACACGACAAGGAUGUUUAUUCGGUCAGUGCUCCUAAAAGGAGUUGGACCCAUGGCAUUCUGUUUACUUGUCUAGACGUUCUAAAACUAAGUUAAAGCUAUAUUAAUUUUUCAUGACAAGAAAUGUUUUAACAGUUCUUUUUCCGUGCAUGGUCACUUGGAUUGAGAUAUUUGUAAUAAUAAUAGCUGCGGUUACACCUUGGAUCUAGCCAUGGAAUAGCAACUUUACUUGUCGUGUGAUGAUGAUCUUCUCCAGCUGAAAUUGCCUAUGAAAUGUUUCCAGGGAAACCUAAAAAAGAUGACAGCUGCAGAGGUAAAUCCAAGGGGUUUACAGAACCUAACAUUCAUUACGUUCUUUCCAUGGUUAUUCACGCGCCUUGGUUUUUUCCUGUUAGGUAUGCAAGCGCCAAGAGAUUGGCAAGGAGUGACAAACGCUUCCUUCAAUGUUGGACCAGGCUUCAACAUAUCGAACUCAACUAUUCGAUUGGAAAUCAACAACAAGAUCGUCAUGAAAUCCAUAUAUAACGUCAUCGGAACUAUUUACGGCCAAGAGGAACCGGACAGAUAUGUUUUGAUUGGCAGUCAUCGAGACGCCUGGCUGUUUGGAGCAGCAGAUCCUUCAAGUGGCACAGCAGCUCUGACAGAAAUAUCAAGGGCAGUUGGGAAGAUGUUAAAAGGUGGGUGGCGACCGCGAAGGACAGUUAAGUUCUGUAGCUGGGGAGCGGAGGAGUUUGGAUUGGUUGGGUCAAUAGAGUGGGUGGAGGAAAAUGCGAAAAUCCUUCAAGAAAGAGCCGUUGUUUACUUGAAUACAGACGUGGCAGUUGGUGGUCGCUACGUUCUCGUAACUCAGAAUUGUCCACUUCUAUCACACGUCAUCUUCUCUUGGGCCAAAAAAGUUAAAGAUCCAAACGCACAUGGCAAUAAAACCAGCCUGUACGACAUUAUGGUUGAGCGAAACCCAUCUAAAAAUAAUCCUGGAGAGCCUUAUGUUGUUCCAUACCAAUAUAUGAGCGACUAUUUUCCGUUCUAUAGGUACUAUGGCAUACCAUCGGCUGACUUUAGCUACUUCUUCGGUUCUGGGAAUCCUGUGUCGCUCUAUCCUGUCUACCACACUCAAGAAGACAACUUCUACUGGAUGAAAACCUUUAUCGAUCCCAAGUUUGAGUUUCACGAGGCAGUAACCAAGUUUGAAGGAGGUUUGUUGAUCGAUUUGGCGGAUUCUUCUUUGUUGUCAUUUGACGUAGUGCGUUACGCAAAUGAGGUAGUAAACAGUUUGAAAUCACUUCCCGAUCGCGUGGGGAACCAAACCGUUUCUACUAAGAUUAUUCAUAGGGCCGUAUUAAAUUUUAUAAACGCCAGCAAGUCUUUUGAGAAAGCAAAGUCCAAAUUAAAUCUGGCUUCAACGAGUCCAUUAGUUUUACGCCGGUUCAAUGAUCAAAUGGUGCAAGUAGAGAAAGCAUUUAUUGGCAAGUCGGGGCACGUCGUUCCGUGGUCAAAAUUCUCUUUCCGGGCAAUAAGAAUGGCGUUCUUGUCAGGAAAAGUAAAUGAAGUCGAAAAGCAGUUGUCAUCGGCAGCCCAAAUGAUAUUUUCUGCUGCAAAAGUCUUGGAACCAUUGCCAGUUGUUUGA
Porites lobata is the source of this 6244-nucleotide messenger RNA. The record is from the annotation of a GenBank genome assembly. Lineage: Eukaryota; Metazoa; Cnidaria; Anthozoa; Scleractinia; Poritidae.